This is a messenger RNA of Leopardus geoffroyi (Geoffroy's cat), 562 nucleotides long. It is a transcript of the gene SRP14, whose product is annotated as signal recognition particle 14. Gene Ontology annotation, molecular function: endoplasmic reticulum signal sequence receptor activity; 7S RNA binding. Gene Ontology annotation, cellular component: signal recognition particle, endoplasmic reticulum targeting. Gene Ontology annotation, biological process: SRP-dependent cotranslational protein targeting to membrane. The coding region runs from base 105 to 437 and encodes 110 amino acids. The record is from RefSeq and is a predicted model, not a curated record. Lineage: Eukaryota; Metazoa; Chordata; Mammalia; Carnivora; Felidae. The transcript has 5 exons.
AGAGAGUUGAAACCUAAUAGCGGAAGUCCCGCCCAGCCUGGGUGAAACUUCCGGCUCCAAUUCCUUGGGUCUUAUGCUGACGCAGGGGAGCUAGCGGCGCCGGGAUGGUGCUGCUGGAGAGCGAGCAGUUCCUGACGGAGCUAACCAGACUCUUCCAGAAGUGCCGGUUGUCGGGCAGCGUGUUCAUCACCUUGAAGAAGUAUGACGGUCGAACGAAACCCAUUCCAAGGAAAGGUUCUGUGGAGGGCUUUGAGCCCUCCGACAACAAGUGUCUGUUAAGAGCUACUGAUGGGAAAAAGAAGAUCAGCACCGUGGUGAGCUCCAAAGAAGUGAACAAGUUCCAGAUGGCUUACUCCAACCUACUGAGAGCUAACAUGGAUGGGCUGAAGAAGAGGGACAAAAAGAGCAAGAGUAAGAAGAGCAAAGCAGCGCAGUGAAGGGCACCAGGUUUCCUGCUUUCGCCAACUAACCGCCGAACUACUAGUUUUCCUUCGGUUUUUACUUUGGGCCGCAGAGCUAGGUUUCUGGUUCCCCUGUCGUAACUUUUCCUGGGAGAUUAGGG